Podarcis lilfordi (Lilford's wall lizard) is the source of this 846-nucleotide messenger RNA. The record is from the annotation of a GenBank genome assembly. Lineage: Eukaryota; Metazoa; Chordata; Lepidosauria; Squamata; Lacertidae.
AUGGGAGAGAAAUUAUUUCAAUGCCCCAAUUUUGGGGAAAGCUUCCUGGGCCGCUCAGAUCCUUUCGAACAUCAAGCCGAACUGUACAGAUGCCUGGAGUGUGGGAAAUGUUUUACUCACAGCAAGAACCUCAGCACUCAUCAGAGAAUCCACACUGGAGAAAAGCCGUACAAGUGCCCCGAAUGUGGGAAAAGGUAUGGUGCCAGCUCCACUCUGAGCAGACACAGAAAAAUCCACAUGGAAGAAAAGCCCUUCAAAUGCCCCGUGUGCGAGAAGGGUUUCAGUUACAAAGCAGACCUCAUUAAACACCACCGGGUUCACACCGGGGAGAAACCUUACGUCUGUGGCGAGUGUGGGAAAAGCUUCAGUCAGAGCUCAAACUUUGUGACGCAUCAGAGAAGCCACACGGGAGAGAAACCUUACGAAUGCCCUGACUGUGGGAAAAGUUUCACUGUGAGUUCGAGCCUUAUUGAACAUCAGAGAGUCCACACGUCCGAGAAGCCCUUUUUGUGCGGGGAAUGCGGGAAAAGCUUCAACCGGAGCUCCCAUCUCAACGUGCACCAGAGAAUUCACACAGGAGAGAGGCCCUUCCAGUGCCCCGAUUGUGGGAAAGGCUUUACUAUCCUUUCUACCCUUAGUAAACACCAGAGAAUCCACACGGGAGAAAAACCGUAUAAAUGUCCCGACUGUGAGCGGAGCUUUAGGGUGAGCUCAAUUCUUAUGCAGCAUAUUAGAACCCACACGGGAGAGAAACCGUAUGUUUGUCCCGACUGCGGGAGAAGCUUCAGCCAAAAAUCGCCCCUCAUUGCUCAUCAGAAACUUCACGCUCGUAAGAAAAUGCCGUAG